This is a messenger RNA of Oryzias melastigma (Indian medaka), 769 nucleotides long. RefSeq lists its product as uncharacterized. Gene Ontology annotation, biological process: intrinsic apoptotic signaling pathway in response to DNA damage; regulation of gene expression. The record is from RefSeq and is a predicted model, not a curated record. The transcript is spliced from 4 exons. Gene Ontology annotation, molecular function: zinc ion binding. Lineage: Eukaryota; Metazoa; Chordata; Actinopteri; Beloniformes; Adrianichthyidae. Bases 473 to 676 code for a protein of 67 amino acids.
UAUUCCAGAAUAAAUCAACGUAAACACUAAAUAACUUUCACAAUUUUUUCUUGCCAUAAAAAUAUAUUCUGUCAAGAUUAUACAGGUUCAAAGUAAGUGAAAGAUAACAUCGGGCCAUUAAUAACAAUAUAAUAAAAUGAUCUGGAGGGCCGAAUCUGGCCCCCGGGCCUUGACUUUGACACAUGUGCUGUACAGCAUCAAAGCUGAACUCAUCAUUUGAUUGAAACGAAAAAAAGUGUGAUCCUGUGUGACCCGCUUUGCCCCUGUAUUUACGUCUGAAAUCUCAAAAAGGACUCACUUCCUCUGACAUCUGGCUCGCCACAUCCUGGUUCAGAAAACGCUGAGAUGCUUUUCAACGGUUCUCCUGUCAGCUCUGGCUCCGCUCUCAGACAUGCUCUUGUAGGACAUCUCUUCCCUCAACCUCAGCCUGGCUGCACGCACACAUUCACUGUCUGAUAAAUAAUUGCAUGCCAUGGUCGGCUACUGUCCAACCUGCGGGAAGCCUGUCUACUUCGGUGAGAAGAAAAGGUCGCUGGGCAGGGACUACCACCCUCUUUGCCUGAAGUGUUUCAGGUGCAAGAGGCAGCUCACCGCCGGACAACAUGCUGAGUAUGACGAGAAGCCGUAUUGUUCCAACUGCUAUAUGAAGCUGUUUGGCCCAAGAGGCAACAGGUGACAGAUGUGUCCAUGAUGUGGAGCGUCAUCCAGAUGGAGCUUUCAAUUUUGUAAAAUUACAUUUUCAAUAAAGGUUUGAUGAGUAUGUGUUUCA